Messenger RNA from Andrographis paniculata, 2378 nucleotides. Its product is annotated as ankyrin repeat-containing protein At5g02620. NCBI's taxonomy places the organism in Eukaryota, Viridiplantae, Streptophyta, Magnoliopsida, Lamiales, Acanthaceae. The record is from RefSeq and is a predicted model, not a curated record. Gene Ontology annotation, molecular function: protein phosphatase regulator activity; protein phosphatase 1 binding. The transcript is spliced from 3 exons. Gene Ontology annotation, cellular component: plasma membrane. Bases 533 to 2176 code for a protein of 547 amino acids.
UAGUAUAAUACAUUGAUGUUAAUUAGUGUUCUUGUUGUUGCAGACAUGUGCCAUUGAUGGCUCCAUUAUCUUAGCCUCUCUCUCUCUCUCUCUACCAUUGGAACCCUUUUUCUUUUUCCCCUCACUUUUAUCUGCAAACUAAAAAAUAAAAAAUGAAAUGCCAGAACUCUGAUUCUCCCCUUUCAUCCUUUUUAUUUUAUUUAUUUUUGUUGGACAGUUUCCUUUUGCUUCAUACAAAUUAUAAUAUAUCAUAUUUUGUUUGUUCUUCAAAUUUUUAUUGCCCUAAAGUUCCCUGUUUCUUCACAACCAAGCUAUUCAAUCUGACCUUCACAUUCAUAAAUACAUACAUAUAGGAAUAUAUAUGUAUAUACAUAUGUGUGACAUGGUUGAAUCUUGCUUAGUUUGGUAGGGACUUUGAAUUGGAUUUCAAUAAUUGACAAUGUUCUUGGUUAUAAUCAUGGAUGAAGCAGGUUUGAUCUUUAGAAUGGUAUUUUUGUAAUUUGCUAAGCCAUCUAAGGAGAGAGUGGUAAAAAUGGAGGGCCCGUCGGCGUUGGCGUUGACGCCGCGGACGAAGAUGACGAAGCAGCUGACCGGGAAACGGGACGACACCGUGCUGCAUUCCGCAGCUCGGUUAGGUAACAUCGCCGCCAUUAUGGAGAUCAUCGAUAAUUCCGGAGGCGGCGACGAGUUAGUCCGGCUGCUGUCGAAGCAGAACUCAGCUGGCGAGACGCCAUUGUUUGUGGCUGCCGAGUACGGCUACUACGAACUCGUUCGGGAUUUGAUCAAACAGUACGAUUUGGCGGCUGCCGGAAUCAAAGCCAAGAACGGGUUCGACGCACUGCAUAUCGCCGCGAAGCAAGGCGACUUAGAAGUCGUGAAGGCGCUGCUCGACGCGCAUCCGGAGCUUCUGAUGACGGUGGACACGGCGAACACGACGGCGCUGCACACGGCGGCAAUGCAAGGCCGGAUUGACGUCGUAGAAUAUUUUUUGGGAAUCGAGAGCAGCCUCGCUAAUAUCGCUCGAAGCAACGGAAAAACUGCGCUCCAUUCCGCGGCGAGGAACGGGCACGUCGCCGUAGUCGCGGCACUUUUGAGCAAAGCGCGCGGCCUCACGACCCGGACCGAUAAAAAGGGGCAGACGGCGCUGCAUAUGGCCGUUAAAGGCCAGAAUCUCGACGUCGUCGAGGCGCUAAUUGGGGCGGAUCCGUCGACGGUUAGCAUGGUCGACACUAAGGGCAACACGCCGUUGCAUAUCGCCACCCGAAAAGGCCGGGCUCCGAUCGUCGAGAGGCUGCUGAGUCGGAAGGAGACGGAGACGGGGGCGGUGAAUCGAUCGAACGAGACGGCGGUGGACACGGCGGAGAAGAUGGGGCAUGUCGGGAUUGCGGCGGUGCUGCGGGAGUGGGGGGUGGUGAGUGCGCGGAUGAUCAACCCAGAGUCGUCGGAGAAUAUUCCGGGGACGGCGCGGGAGCUGAAGCAGACGGUGAGCGACAUAAAGCACGAGGUGCAUUACCAGCUGGAGCAUACGCGGCGGACGCGGCGGCGCGUGCGGGGGAUCGUGAAGCGGAUAAACAAGAUGCACGCAGAGGGGCUGAACAACGCAAUCAACUCGACGACGGUGGUGGCAGUGCUGAUCGCGACGGUGGCGUUCGCGGCGAUCUUCACGGUGCCGGGUCAAUUUGUGGAGGAGCUUCCGUCAUCGCCGUCGUCGUUGUCGCUCGGGAUGGCGAACAUUGCGGGGCAGACACCGUUCCUCAUCUUCUUCGUCUUCGACUCGGUGGCGCUGUUCAUCUCGCUGGCGGUGGUGGUGGUGCAGACGUCGGUGGUGGUGAUCGAGUGCAAGGCGAAGAAGCGGAUGAUGGCGGUGAUCAACAAGCUGAUGUGGGUGGCGUGCGUGCUCAUAUCGGUGGCGUACCUGGCGCUGUCGUUCAUCGUGGUCGGGCACGGCAGCGGCAACGAGCGGUGGCUGGCCAUCGGAGUGACGAUAAUCGGGACGGCCAUACUGACGACGACGCUCAGCACCAUGUGUUACUGGGUGGUUAUGCAUCGGAUCCACCUGAGGAGCAGCCGCCGGACGAUGCUCCGGCGGAACUCCGACGGCAGCCGAUCUACGGCCGUGUCCUUUAACUCGGAUGAUCCUGAAGAUUUGGACACUAAGAAAAUGUACGCCAUUUGAUUAAUUAAUUAAAGCACAGAUGAUAAUUAAAUAGCCAAGUCAAAAACGUUUUUCCAAUUACUAAUAUUUAGGUUGAAGCUCAUGAAUCCUAAGAAAGGAGUGAACAUAUUAAAUUGUAAAGAUUACGACACGACAAUUAGCAACCGUAAGCAACGAUUUUGUUAUUGUGCUGAUUUGAGAAAUAACAUUAUGUUUGAUUUCC